AUGGGCCAAAAGCGACAGCGCGACUCCAAGGACUCCAAGGGGCCUUCCGCCCACGCAAAUAAGAGGAAGAAGGCGGCCAAUGCGACAAACAAGAAUGAUUCCUGGGACGGCUUCGUCGGUCUUGAGGAUCUGAACUGGAAGGAAGUUCCUCUUCCGGAUCGUAUUGAAGAUGCUGGUGGAUUCUUUGGUCUGGAAGAAAUUGAGGGGAUUGAUAUUGUGCGACCAAAUGAUAAUGGAGAGGUUCGAUUCAGGGCCAAGCCCGGCACGAAGAAAGAAUCGAUAUUGAAAAAGAAAGCGCCGGAGGAAACCGAAUUUGAUGAUUGGGAUGGUUUUAGCGACGGCGAGGCCGAGACACCGAAUGAGAAUGCGACUCCUGCGGACGAGAACGAAAGCGAAAGCAAGGAACCGGCAUCAAAGAAAGAGUUAAAGAAGGAGAACAAGAAAGAGAACAAGGAUAGCAAGAAGGACGAUAAGAAGGAACAGAAGGAAAAACCCGCCAAAAAGGAUCAAAAGGAGAAGAACGCGAAGAACGAACAAGACAACGACAUCAAGCCAGGGCUUUCCUUCGCAGCUUUGGAAGAAGAAGAGGAGGAUGAUGGCGUGGAUAUCUCGGCCUGGGAAUAUCUCGGACUGUCGCCAGAAAUUCUUACCGGACUCUCGAAGAUGAAGUUUGCGAAACCAACGUCGGUUCAAGAAACGUGUAUACCUCAAAUCCUAGAAGGACAUGAUGUUGUUGGAAAGGCGUCUACGGGAUCCGGGAAGACAUUGGCAUUUGGAAUUCCCAUUCUGGAACACUACCUGGAGCGGAUGCGAAAGAACCUGAAGAAGAAGUCCGGGGAGAAGUCUGAGAAGGCAACUCAUCCGAUUGCACUGAUUAUGUCACCUACCAGGGAAUUGGCGCAUCAGCUGUCGAAACAUAUCAGUCAACUGUCCUCACUAACCCCAAGUGCUGAGCCCAGAAUUGCUCUUUUGACCGGUGGUCUGUCGAUGCAGAAGCAGCAACGUUUACUGGCCGGCGCUGACAUUGUCAUCGGUACGCCUGGUAGAGUGUGGGAGAUUCUCAGCACUGGACAAGGCUUGAUCCAGAAAAUGCAACAGAUCAAGUUCCUAGUUGUUGAUGAGGCCGAUCGACUGCUCAGUCAAGGUCACUACAAGGAAUUGGAAGAGGUCCUGGACGCUUUGGAUCGCGUGGAGACGUGGGAAGUGCCGGAAGUCGAGGAUAAAGAAGAAUCUGAUGAGAAAAAGGUCAACCCGAUGGCAGAGAGACAGACUCUGGUUUUCUCCGCUACAUUUCACAGAGACCUGCAGCAGAAGCUAUCAGGAAAAGGCCAGUGGAGAGGAGACGAUUUGAUGGACAAGAAAGAGUCCAUGGAAUAUCUUCUGAAGCGGCUUCAAUUCCGUGAAGAAAAGCCGAAGUUUAUCGAUGUGAAUCCUAUCUCGCAGAUGGCCGAGAAUCUCAAGGAGGGUAUUGUCGAAUGCGGACCGAUGGAGAAGGAUCUCUUCCUCUACACUCUCCUCCUAUACCACCCCAAGCACCGCACCCUGGUCUUCACAAACUCCAUCUCCGCCGUUCGCCGACUCACCCAAUUCCUCCAAGCUCUCCAACUCCCAGCCCUCGCCCUCCACUCCUCCAUGGCCCAAAAAGCCCGUCUCCGCUCUGUCGAACGAUUCUCAUCUCCCUCAUCUGAUCCCAGCUCAAUCCUGGUAGCAACCGACGUCGCCGCCCGUGGUCUCGAUAUCAAGGGAAUCGACUUCGUCAUCCAUUACCACGCCCCUCGCACAGCAGACGCCUACGUCCACCGAUCCGGUCGUACAGCCCGUGCUGGCGCAGCCGGUAAGAGUGUUAUCAUCUGCGGCCCGGAAGAAAUGGUUGGCGUUGUCCGUCUCGCAGCAAAAGUACACACGAACAUGGCGCAGAAGAACGGCCAGCCACCCAAACGUCUCCCGCUUGAAUCCCUCGAACUCGACCGCCGGAUCGUCAACCGCGUGAAACCACGCGUCAACAUCGCGGCGCGUAUCACGGAUUCUCAGAUCGCGAAGGAGAAGGUGUCCGCAGAGGAUAACUGGCUACGCAACGCGGCCGAAGACCUUGGCGUCGAAUAUGACAGCGAGGAAUUUGAAAAGAGUGCAGGUCGUGGUCGUGGCCGUGGGCGCGGCCGUCACCAGCGCGAGAAAGAAGUUGGGAGUAUCACGAAGGCCGAGUUGGCGGGGAUGCGGGCAGAGUUGAAAGGUUUGCUGUCGCAGAGGGUGAAUGUGGGUGUUAGUGAGAAAUAUCUAACGUCUGGACGGGUCGAUAUCGAUGCUUUGCUAAGGGGAGAAGGAAAUGCUGCGUUUCUGGGACAGGUGGAUCCGUUGGGAUUUUGA
Molecule: messenger RNA, 2364 nt
Organism: Aspergillus chevalieri
Lineage: Eukaryota; Fungi; Ascomycota; Eurotiomycetes; Eurotiales; Aspergillaceae
Gene: mak5
Product: ATP-dependent RNA helicase MAK5
Exons: 2
Coding region: 1-2364 (787 amino acids)
Cellular component (GO): nucleolus
Molecular function (GO): RNA helicase activity; ATP binding; nucleic acid binding
Source: RefSeq, a predicted model, not a curated record